UCUGCCUGCCAUCGAAUCCGCAAGCACUUGCAGGUUUCAUUAUUUCCUCCGUGGUGUUAUUAACUACACCACUGCGGAAACUAUUAGUACCAUCCUGCUUUAACGGACAGCACGGACGUAAGAUACAUUUUAGUCACCGGGCACGAAUAACAUCAAGUGUAUUAUUGUUUUUGUUGUUCCGACCUAAUCGUAUUGCUCGUGAUUAGUUUAAUGUUCCAACUUUACGCAUGGAGAAUAGCCUAGCGAAUAUCAGGUGAGGCGCAUGUAGGGGGACGAGCCUACACCUGGACGGAUGGCAACUGUAUUGCCUGAAUACUAAUGCUGUUAUUCUCCAUCCAUCCACAGCAAGACACUUGUUGAUCUGAAUAGACUUCAUCACAGCAGACUGCUGCUUGGGAAUACUAUUUUGCUUUUUGUAGGAGACCUGCGGCUACAGAUGGAUCGGAGCCCUUCGGGAGGGCGUCAUUUGUUUUACCCGGGCUGUGUGACACAGAGGCGGCUACAGAUGGCGAUGAUCCUCGGCUUUUAACAGGUGGACCGCCUAUCUGCUACCGAGGGAGGAGGCAUGGGUAACCAGGUGGAUAAAAUGAAACUGUCACAUCAAAGUUACGCAGAAGUUCCCACAGUGGACCCCAACGGGCUGGACACUGAGGAAGGUCCGCGGAUCGGAGUGUCUUAUAUUUUCUCAACAGAUGACGAGGAACCGGAGGGUGAAAACAGUAACGUAGAUGGAGCGGAUAAAGAGCAUCACACUGGUACGGAACAGAAACACUACGACAUGAGUAACGAGGUGGAGUGCGCCGUUUACCACCGGGGGGAAUGUAUUUACGAGAAGAGCGUCAAGACAGCGGCCAUGGAAACCUACUCCCCAGAGAUCCUACUAAACAAAUGCAAGGCAGGUGACCUGCUGGAGUUUGUAACAACGGGACAGUACCCCCACUGGGCGGUGUAUGUCGGUGACUUCCAGGUGGUGCACCUGCACAGAGCAGAGAUAAAGAAUAGCUUCCUGACAGACGCCAGCCAGGGAAGGAGAUGUAGGAUAGUCAACGAGCUGUAUAAAUUCAAAGCACUCGGCGUCGAGAUGGUGGUUCAGAACGCUAUGGAACAGGUAGGAGCUAAAGACGGAGAGUUGAGCUGGAGAAAUUCAGAGUGUUUUGCCGCUUGGUGCAGAUUUGGCAAACGAGAGUUCAAAAUGGGUGGAGAGAUCCGGAUAGGAAAACAGCCAUACAGGUUAAAGAUCCUAAUGUCAGAUAAACAGUCUCACAUGCUGGAGUUUCAGUGUUUGGAGGACUUGAUCAUGGAGAAGAGGAGAAACGACCAGGUUGGGAAGACAUCAGUGGUCCAGGAACUGGCCAAUCAGUUCAACAGUGUCGGGGAGAUCAAAAGUGGUCCACUCAGUGAUCCAAUAACAGCACAGACCGCACAGUGAUCUAAUGGAUUUAUAGACCUGCUAUAAAGAUCACGAUGGCCCUUGCCUAUCCAAUCACAGACCCCUAUCUUAAGUGGAUUUACAAACAACACAUUUUACUUUCUAAUUAAUUUCAUUUUUUGAUGAAUAGAAUCUAAAUGGCCCGUUUAAUGUCUAGUUGUUAUUUGAUUGAUUGGAAGAACAAUAGUUUUAAAAGGUUAUUGAUUUUAUUCUCUGCCUAUUGAUGUUUCAUAAUGAUUAAUCUGAUAAUAUAUUGUACAUGUUUUCAUGUCUCAACCAGGUAACCAUCAUUACAUACCUACAGCCCUACGGUUAUGUCAUUCUGAUCAAAACAUGUCGUAGACUAUAUAGGUUGAUCAAUCAUCUCGCUUAUUGUACCGUACCAAUAAUUUAAGUCAAGUAAAUGAUGAUUACAUCUUUGCAGUCAAACUGGCUUUUAU
Salmo salar (Atlantic salmon) is the source of this 1869-nucleotide messenger RNA. RefSeq names its product LRAT domain containing 2a (gene lratd2a). The record is from RefSeq and is a predicted model, not a curated record. Lineage: Eukaryota; Metazoa; Chordata; Actinopteri; Salmoniformes; Salmonidae.